Molecule: messenger RNA, 1506 nt
Organism: Humulus lupulus (European hop)
Lineage: Eukaryota; Viridiplantae; Streptophyta; Magnoliopsida; Rosales; Cannabaceae
Exons: 4
Coding region: 1-1506 (501 amino acids)
Source: RefSeq, a predicted model, not a curated record
AUGGUGAAAACUCGUGGAACUUCCUCUAAGAAGACCCCUACUUCUCAAUCCAGAAAAGUGCCCUAUCCAUCGCCUCCUCCAUCUGUGUCAAUGGCGCCUCCAUCUGUUACAGCACUAGCCACAUCUGUUGGGAAAACUUCCAAAUCCAAGGUGCGCAAGAAGGUGUUCUCCCUCUGUACUGAACACCCCAUGGUGUUUCCAAAUAUCACAGUUGAUAUUGUCAACGUUGCACCACCAUCUGAAAUGGUUGUGCCCUCUCGAGCCAAUAACCUAUCUCCUCUUCCGAUUGAAUCGUCUCUGACGGCUAGGGCAAAAUCAAAAUCUGUUUCAUCCUCUUCCAAAGCUGCUACUGCUAGGUUACUCAAGCUGCCCAUGAAGCCAAGCCAAUCUAAGAAAAAUUAUGUUGCUCCAAAAAGAAAAUUAGGGUUGGACUCAUCUUCUUCCCCCUUGACUGCUGCUAAGAAAAAAUUGAAGGCUCAUCUCCGUCUUCCUCCGAAUCUGACCCCGAGGAAGCAAAAUCUGAAUCCAGUUGCAACUCCUUUGUCAUCCAAGGCUAAAGGCAAGAGACCUAUUUUUGAUUCUACACCAUCUCCAAAACUUUCAGGUGUUAAUUUCAAACCUUAUUCUUCAACUCUUUGUUAUAAUGACAAUGCUCGUUCUUUGGUUAAAUUUACUGGCUUUGUGGAUAGAAUAGUCAAGGAAUUCUAUACCAAUCUUACUGAUGAAAUUAUUGAACCUAAAUCUCCUCUGUAUUGUAAAGUGUUUGUUAGGGGCCAUUGGUUCUCUUUUUCUCCACAAGAUAUUGCCCAUGCUUUGCAUCUUCCUCUUGUUGUCGAGGAUGAUGAUGAUCUUACCUCUCUUGACAAGGAUGCGGUUAUCACUGAAUUAGUAGGGCAAAAAAUGGUAUGGCCAUAUAAUACAAUCAUCUCGGUCACUAAUCUCACCUACACUUAUGCUGUUCUCCAUAAGUUUGCCACAAUGAAUUGGAAACCAACUUCUCACACCGCAACUAUCUCAUUUGACAUGGCCUCUUUUUUGUACAAAGUGGGGACCGGAAUUGGUAUAAACUUGGCUAUGUUUAUCUAUGAUCAAAUCAUUGGAUUUCGAAAAGGUAAUAGGAGAAACUUGAAUCUUCCUUUCCCUCAAGUUAUUUAUAAAGCUCUGAGUAUGCAGAAAAAAAAUCUCCAGCGUGAUCAAGAAGACUUGGUGGCUUUCACUACUACUGCUUCCUACAAGGCCUCUGCUACAACUACUGAAGCCAUUGAUGCUCCAUCAACCAAGAAAUUCAAGCCCCAAUCUUUGAAGUUUGCCUCGAAUGACAUUCCUCAUGCAUCCUCCUCUACUCCCACAGAUUCAGGACUUGUUGCUACAGAACUAGCUGCUGUUCGAGCCUCUGUUGAUUCUUUGGCUGCUCGAGUGAUGUCAAUUGAAGGACUGCAACGUUCUGUGUUGGAUGCUAUUCAAACUUUUUUCCAAGGAUCCUAUUAUUCAAUAUAUGUUAAUUGA